This is a messenger RNA of Closterium sp. Naga37s-1, 993 nucleotides long. The record is from the annotation of a GenBank genome assembly. Lineage: Eukaryota; Viridiplantae; Streptophyta; Zygnematophyceae; Desmidiales; Closteriaceae.
AUGAAGACGGCCAAGACCAUGAAGACGGCCAAGACCAUCAAGACGGCCAAGACCAUCAAGACGGCCAAGACCAUGAAGACGGCCAAGACCAUGAAGACGGCCAAGACCAUCAAGACGGCCAAGACCAUGAAGACGGCCAAGACCAUGAAGACGGCCAAGACCAUGAAGACGGCCAAGACCAUCAAGACGGCCAAGACCAUGAAGACGGCCAAGACCAUGAAGACGGCCAAGACCAUGAAGACGGCCAAGACCAUGAAGACGGCCAAGACCAUGAAGACGGCCAAGACCAUGAAGACGGCCAAGACCAUGAAGACGGCCAAGACCAUGAAGACGGCCAAGACCAUCAAGACGGCCAAGACCAUGAAGACGGCCAAGUCCAUCAAGACGGCCAAGACCAUGAAGACGGCCAAGACCAUGAAGACGGCCAAGACCAUGAAGACGGCCAAGACCAUGAAGACGGCCAAGACCAUCAAGACGGCCAAGACCAUCAAGACGGCCAAGACCAUCAAGACGGCCAAGACCAUCAAGACGGCCAAGACCAUCAAGACGGCCAAGACCAUCAAGACGGCCAAGACCAUGAUGACGGCCAAGACCAUCAAGACGGCCAAGACCAUCAAGACGGCCAAGACCAUCAAGACGGCCAAGACCAUGAAGACGGCCAAGACCAUCAAGACGGCCAAGACUAUGAAGACGGCCAAGACCAUGAAGACGGCCAAGACCAUCAAGACGGCCAAGACCAUCAAGACGGCCAAGACCAUGAAGACGGCCAAGACCAUGAAGACGGCCAAGACCAUGAAGACGGCCAAGACCAUGAAGACGGCCAAGACCAUCAAGACGGCCAAGACCAUGAAGACGGCCAAGACCAUCAAGACGGCCAAGACCAUCAAGACGGCCAAGACCAUGAAGACGGCCAAGACCAUCAAGACGGCCAAGACCAUGAAGACGGCCAAGACCAUGAAGACGGCCAAGACCAUGAGACGGCCAAGACCAUGA